Molecule: messenger RNA, 1020 nt
Organism: Peromyscus californicus insignis
Lineage: Eukaryota; Metazoa; Chordata; Mammalia; Rodentia; Cricetidae
Product: mas-related G-protein coupled receptor member X2-like
Exons: 2
Coding region: 1-1020 (339 amino acids)
Biological process (GO): G protein-coupled receptor signaling pathway
Cellular component (GO): membrane
Molecular function (GO): G protein-coupled receptor activity
Source: RefSeq, a predicted model, not a curated record
AUGGAGGAAAGGAACAGUAGUGGAGAGCUCCUACCAGUGGAUCUAAACAUCCCAGACUGGGGCACUAACAUCACAGCACCGAAUGGAAGAAACCACACUGGAAUUCCUCUUUGUGACAUCAUGUUCUGUACCAUGAUUUUCCUGUCCCUCAUCAUUGCCCUGGUUGGACUGGUUGGGAAUGCCAUAGUGUUGUGGCUUCUGGGAUUCCACAUGCGCAGAAAUGGCUUCUCUGUCUACAUCCUCAACCUGGCCGGGGCUGACUUCCUCUUCCUCUGCUUUCAAAUUGUACAUUGUAUUUAUAUUAUUUUGGACAUCUUCUACUCCAAGACCAUUGACACACCUCUGUUUUCUUUUGUUGUGUCAAACUUUGCUUAUCUUUGUGGCCUGAGCAUGCUCAGUGCCAUUAGCAUUGAACGAAGCCUGUCUGUCAUGUGGCCCAUCUGGUAUCGCUGCCGGCGCCCGAGGCACACAUCAACUGUCAUAUGUAUCCUGCUUUGUUUUUUGUCCCUGCUGUUAAGCCUCCUGGAAGGAAAAGGAUGUGGCUUGCUACUUGAUAGUCUUGGCCCUGAUUGGUGUCAGACAUUUGAUUUCAUCACUGCUGCAUGGUUAAUUGUUUUAUUUGUGGUUCUCUUGGGGUCUAGUCUGGCCUUAGUGGUUACUAUCUUCUGUGGCUCACACAGGAUUCCUGUGACCAGGCUGUUUGUGACCAUUGUUUGCACAGUGCUGGUCUUUCUGUUCUUUGGUUUGCCCUAUGGGAUCUAUCAGUUUCUCUUAGAAUGGAUUGAAAAUUUUGAUUAUGUUGUGUCUUGUGAUUUUUAUUCUGUGACACUAUUUCUCUCCUGUGUCAACAGCUGUGCCAAUCCUGUAAUUUACUUCCUCGUUGGCUCCAUUAGGCAUUGUAGGUUCCAGAGGAACACUCUCAAGCUCCUUCUGCAGAGAGCCAUGCAGGAUACUCCUGAGGAGGAAGAAUGUGAAGAGAAGAGUUCUUCAGAAAGAUCUAGAGAAAUGAAAAGAGUCUGA